AUGUUCGUGCCACCUCCGCCGAAAGUGGUGCCUCCCAUGCCCGUGGUGGCCCCGUACGUCUCAGACGCAGACCAGCGAAAAAAACUGUGGAAACUGGGUAUGCAACACCACUUGAGGGCGUUGGAAGGCGUCACGAAGGUGACCGACCAGUCCGAUCCGGGUGCCGCAGACUCGGGCGUGCGAAAGGCUCGAGAGAAAGCCCGAGACUUCCAAAAGCACGAGACGAGGCGAGACAUUGAUGCCGGAAACCGCCAUUUGGUGCAUCGCUUGAAGGAGAUCGUGCAGAAGCCCAGCGUGAUCGCAAAGGUGUCAGACGGUGCGACCCGCCAUGCCGGAACUCGCCGCGAGAUGCUGCAGCGUGAUAGGCAAAUACGCCAGAAAAAUAUCGAAGCCGAGAAUCACUCUUUGGUGCGACGGCUUCUCGCUGUUAAAAGCAGCCUGGAUUCGCAGAGCUUCGAGAAAGACUACCGCAGGCACCGGCAGGAUGUCGGCCGGCUCCAGCAGCUCCCGGAGAAGAAUGCCAAGCCGAGGAAAUUGCCAAAGCUGCCGGACAAGGUUCUUCCGGAGCUGCCCAAGGAAGAGUACUCGCCGAAGAGUUCUUGCACUGGAUACAGGCCCGCACGCCAAGCGCUGCCGCUGCCUCCGCGCAUGUCCGAAAGCAGAUCUGUGCCGAACCUCCCCAGCGAGGCCCCUCCAGCAGAAGUUGCGCGCAGAAGAGCCAAGCCUGAAAAGCCUCAGGAGUCAGAGCCCCAGCGGCUUGCAGAGAGCAAGAGACCGCGGGCCAAAAUGGAGGAGACGGCACCUGUCGCGGCAGCUGAGCCGCCGAGGGAGGACGCUGCAGCUGCAGACACUGUCCGGGAGGAACAUGCUGCAGAGUCGCAACCUCGCGCGGCGCCUGGGGAGGGCGAUGCAGUGCUUGGCGCUGGAGAGAAUCUGCCUGAGCUCGCCAAAGCCGCGGAUGAUCUGGUAAGCCAAUUAACUGCGGACGCCCUGGCCUCGCUGGAGUUCAGUGACGCCAAAUCAUUUCUGUCCGACACCAUGCGCAGCUGGAGCACCAUGCAUAUCUCAAGUGAUAUCGAGACAUUUUGCGACUGA
This is a messenger RNA of Symbiodinium sp. CCMP2592, 1095 nucleotides long. The record is from the annotation of a GenBank genome assembly. NCBI's taxonomy places the organism in Eukaryota, Dinophyceae, Suessiales, Symbiodiniaceae.